Vigna unguiculata (cowpea) is the source of this 1115-nucleotide messenger RNA. Its product is annotated as FCS-Like Zinc finger 5-like. NCBI's taxonomy places the organism in Eukaryota, Viridiplantae, Streptophyta, Magnoliopsida, Fabales, Fabaceae. The record is from RefSeq and is a predicted model, not a curated record.
AUCUCCCAAGCCUCGCCGUUUUCCUCUCCACCUACUUGAAACCUGCUCCCAUACCCUUUCUUACUUCUCUCCCCCUUCUUCCACUCAGUUACACAAAACCCACACAACAAAAUAAAUUAUAGUAAUAAUAAUAAUUAUUAUUAUUAUAAGAUGUUGUUAGGGAAGAGACCUCGUCCUCCAAUGAAGAGAACUACCAGCAUGUCAGAGAUAACCUUCGAUCUCAACACAACCUUGGACGAGGAUGUUCAGAACAACCCCGUCAAGGGAGGACUUGGGCCGGACCCAUGGACGAAGCACCCACCGCCAGUUGGGUCGAACGGCUUAGAUCAGAGCAGGGUUUGGGCCUUAGUUUCACCCAGAAACCAUAGAAGGCAUUCGGAAGAUUCCGCACACACCCCUGAGUUUUUGCGUGUUUGCUUUCUCUGCAAACGCCGUUUAGUUCCUGCUCGUGACAUCUACAUGUACAGAGGUGACAGUGCUUUCUGCAGUUCAGAAUGCCGAGAAAAACAGAUGAAGCAGGAUGAGCGAAAGGAUAAUAAUAAGUGUGGUGUGGCAUCAAAGAAACAAGUUGCAGCUACGCCUUCUGGGUCUCAAGUUAGAAGUACCAAAGGCGAAACCCUUGUUGCCUUGUAGCUGUCGCAUCUCAAUAGGGUUCAUCCAUGAUGCAAUACUAUUCAUAUACCAUCCAUCACCAUGCCCUUUCUUACCUUAUUAUUAGAUUUUGUGUUCAUAUACUUUGCCUUCCACUUUGUUUUGGUUAUUUUUUCCCUUAUGUUCGCUUCUGGCUUUGUAAUUUUUAUGAUGGCGCUUUUGGAGAGAGUGGUUUUUUGCUUGUUAAUCUUGUUUUCUGUAGUGAUUUCCGUGGUAGUUUGAACAUGAUACGUAAAAGGAAAAAAAAGAAAAAAUUGUAAAUGAUGGUAUGUUUUUGAUUCUGGGUGGUUACCGGGGAAACUGCAGUUCACGUACUUACUGAACUCUUUCACAUCGUUGUGUUUUGUGUCUCAACGGUGGACUUGUUCGUUGAUUGUGAACUCUCUGUGUUUGACGGUCAAAUUAGAUAGCUUUUGGUUUCUACUUUUGUUGCCUUGUAAUCUUCAUAGUGACACUGUUUUGGA